AUGACUGCUGUGCCAGAUACAACUGCUGAUCGUUUUGAUCGUCCUUUUGGUAUCGCAUUGGAUUCAUCAAAUGCACUUUAUAUUUCUGAUCAAAAUAAUAAUAGAGUUCAGAAAUGGUUAGCUGGCGCGUCUACUGGUACGACAGUGGCUGGUCAAGGAAGUGCAGUGGCGGGUACGGCUUUAGAUAGUUUAGAUACGCCCAGUGGUGUUCUACUCGAUUCAAGCGGCAACAUCUAUGUGGCUGAUACCAAUAACUUUCGAGUUCAAUAUUGGCCUCAAAGUGCAUCUUCAGGCACCACGGUUGCCGGUAUUACAGGUUCGCCUGGCUCAGGAAACAAUGAACUAAUGAAUCCGUAUGGUAUUGUACGAGAUUCAAGUUCGGGCACAUUGUACAUAGCAGAUCAAAGCAAUCAUCGAGUGAUGAGUUAUUUAUCAGGCGCAUCAUCAGGAACUGUAGCAGCUGGAGGCAAUGGUCGAGGAACAAGUAACACACAGCUAAAUUAUCCAGUAGGUAUCUAUUUCGAUGCAUCGUCGAACAGCCUCAUUAUUGCGAAUACUGGUGCUAAUAAUAUCGUUCGUUGGGUAUUGGGUGCUAGUAGUUGGACAUUGAUCGCCGGCAGCAUAAGCGGAGCGAGUGGUACCACCGCAACAUUACUCAACUAUCCAGUAGGUGUGACACUAGAUUCCAUGGGCAAUAUAUACGUAGCCGAUAGAAACAAUCAUCGGAUCCAAUUUUUCUUGGCUGGUCAGUCCACUGGAAGAACGAUUGCUGGUGUCACGAAUACAAGUGGAAAUAGCGCCACCUUACUUUAUAAUCCUUAUUCAAUAGGACUUGAUGCUCAACUCAAUUUGUACGUAGCAGAUACAUAUAAUCAUCGAAUACAAACAUUCAAACGUUGUUAA
This is a messenger RNA of Rotaria sp. Silwood1, 903 nucleotides long. The record is from the annotation of a GenBank genome assembly. Lineage: Eukaryota; Metazoa; Rotifera; Eurotatoria; Philodinida; Philodinidae.